AAGAGCGCCCUAUCCGCAUCCGCAUAAAUCCGCAGUCAAAUUGAACGAGAGCGCCACUCCCCUUCUGCUAAUCUCUCCCGAAGCAAGCAUGGCCAUGGCGGCCGUGGGCGUCGGCGGCGCAGUGGCCUCUCUCCUCCCGCAGCGCCGCCGAGGCGGCACCGUCGUCACCUGGAGCGGCGCGGCGGCCUGCGUCGGGCGGCGGCGGCGGGCGUCCGUGGCGGUGCGCGCGUCGUACGAGGCCGGGGUGGGCGUGAUGGCGACCAAGGUGGGGAUGAUGACCUACUUCGACCCGGAGACGGGGAAGCCGGUGCCCGUGACGGUCGUCGGGUUCCGGGAGGGCGGCAACGUGGUGACGCAGGUGAAGACGGCCGCCACGGACGGGUACGACGCCGUCCAGGUCGGGUACCACGGCGUGCGCGAGGACAAGCUCACCCGCCCGGAGCUGGGACACCUGGGCAAGGCCGGCGCCCCGCCGCUGAAGCACCUGCAGGAGUUCAGGCUCACCGCCGUCGACGCCUUCGAGCCCGGCCAGCCGCUCGACUUCGCCGACCUCUUCAAGGAGGGCGACAUCAUCGACGUCUCCGGCAACACCAUCGGCAAGGGGUUCCAAGGUGGCAUCAAGAGGCACAACUUCAAGCGAGGGCUGAUGACACACGGUUCCAAGAGCCACAGGCAGCUGGGUUCCAUCGGAGCGGGGACGACGCCGGGGCGUGUAUACAAGGGGAAGAAGAUGCCCGGGAGGAUGGGAGGAAAGAAGACCAAGAUCAGGAAGCUCAAGAUCGUCAAGAUCGACAAUGAUCUCCGGGUGCUCAUGAUCAAGGGUGCCGUGCCAGGAAAGCCCGGGAACCUCCUCCGCAUUACGCCGGCCAAGAUCGUCGGCAAGAACAUCCCCAAGAACUAGACGAGUUCUUUUUUUUUUUGAGGGGUGAAUUCUUAGUGUUUCCAACCCUGCUGUAAACUGGAUGUAAUUCUUUGCCAAUUACCAGUUUUUUGUACACAUGCAACUUCAGAUGAGUGUCGUUGACUAUGGAGUAUGGGCUAACACAA
Messenger RNA from Sorghum bicolor (sorghum), 1047 nucleotides. Its product is annotated as 50S ribosomal protein L3, chloroplastic. Gene Ontology annotation, molecular function: structural constituent of ribosome. The record is from RefSeq and is a predicted model, not a curated record. Gene Ontology annotation, biological process: translation. NCBI's taxonomy places the organism in Eukaryota, Viridiplantae, Streptophyta, Magnoliopsida, Poales, Poaceae. Bases 89 to 901 code for a protein of 270 amino acids. Gene Ontology annotation, cellular component: chloroplast envelope; ribosome. The transcript has 2 exons.